Penicillium manginii is the source of this 1491-nucleotide messenger RNA. RefSeq lists its product as uncharacterized. Gene Ontology annotation, molecular function: beta-glucosidase activity. The record is from RefSeq and is a predicted model, not a curated record. Bases 1 to 1491 code for a protein of 496 amino acids. The transcript has 6 exons. NCBI's taxonomy places the organism in Eukaryota, Fungi, Ascomycota, Eurotiomycetes, Eurotiales, Aspergillaceae. Gene Ontology annotation, biological process: carbohydrate metabolic process.
AUGGCUCUACAACCGACUGCCGUCUUUUCGUAUACACCUAUGACAACGGUUCGCUAUGCCACUCCCCUACCAUCUCCUUUGAGUUACCAGCCCUAUGCUGCACCGUUUGCGAGCGUUUCACACUUAGCUGGCGAUCCCACGUACACAAAAUACAGCUAUAUCCACAAUGCAACUGUGACGGAUACCAAUGAGCCAUACGGCCAGGGAGCUUAUAGAGCCUUAUGGGGAACUACCACCUUCACGGACCAAUUGCCCUUUACUACCACGGUGUCUCCCACCCCAGUUGCAUCAUCAGGGCUUAUUUCCCCCCUCCUAUCUACGAGGCAGACCAAAAAGAGAGGCAUGGAAAUUCACCCGCAGGCUUUAUGUGGGGGGUUGCGGGCAGUGCCUAGUACCGGAGGGAAUGAUUCCAAUGUUGCUGAUAUGCAUUACUAUCUUUAUAAGCAAGAAAUUCUUCGACUGGCAGCAAUUGGGAUCCCAUAUUACUCAUUUUCAAUCGCCUGGCCCCUUGUGGUGCCGUUUGGGGUUGCUGGAUCCCCAAUCAACAUGCAGGCUCUCGACCAUUAUAAAAGUAUGAUUAGUUUCUGCAUCGAGAACGGAAUUGCUCCAAUUGUGACCUUGACGCAUAUUGAUACUCCUGCUACAUUGGUCACAGGAGAGAAAGGUCCGAUCGGAUAUCAGCAUACGGGGUACGGCAAUGCUUCUUUCGUCCCGGUAUUUGAGUAUUAUGCUCGUAUUGUUAUGACAGGCGAUUCGAAUAUUCAUGGCAGCUACUCUCCAACCUUGACAGUGGCAUCUGACAACCCGAUAGAUUCGCAGAUCGGAUUCAGCAAUCCUGACGAUUUGGCUGCAGCCCAUCGGAGUAAUUAUUUCUCUUUGGAAAUCCUUCUUAGCCCCACGGUUCGGGGAAUGGUUUAUCCAGAGUCUCUGAAAAAUACCACUGGAGCGAGCCUCACCCAACUGAAGACCAAAGAUCUCUCUUAUCUUCAUGGGACGGUCGAUUUCCUGGCAAUCGAUGCAUACAGCCAGAUGAGCGCCACCCCACCCGAUGAUGGGGUUGAGGCAUGUGCGGCGAAUCUCAUCGGGUCCCCCUCUACUAUGUAUAACUAUAUUACGCCCACUUACAUUCGGCCGGCACUGAAAUGUUACAAUGACAUCUACCACACCUCCGGAAGCAUUGUAAUCACUGAAGAAUUCGGCUGGAAUGCACUUUUGGAAGAAGAGAUGACACCAGAUGAAGCAUGCUUCGACUAUCUACGCUCUGAGUAUUUUACAAAUUAUAUUGCAGAACUGGCGAAAUCGAGAGAUGAAGACGGAGUCCCUAUCGUUGGUGCAUUCGCGUGGUCGUUUAUUGGCAACAACGAGUGGGGAACUUCUGCCCAGCGAUACGGCAUGCAAACCGUUGACCGGAAGACUCAGACACGGAGGUUCAAGAGAAGCAUUUUUGAUUAUGUUGAUGCAUUCCAAAAGGCCGUGAAGGAUCAUAGGUAA